AUGCAGGGCGGGGGUAGGGUUGAUGAGGUCUCGGCUUUGGCGGCGGGGAUGGAGGGAUUUGUGGAGGAAGUGGCGGCUGAGGUGGCGUUGGGGAGAGAGGAGGUGGAGGGGACAGAAGGAGCGGCAGUGUUUUAUUUGCUGGUGGAGGAUUGCCUUGUUGAGGGAAGCACACUCGAUGCUGCUGGCCUCCUCAACCCUCCAGACCCCUCUAUCGAAUGCCGAGAUGUGAGGGGAGCAAUCACCCUCACCGGGGAGGCGGCCCUUCCUUCCCUCCCACCCAAUGCCUCCACACGGACCGUGAAGGUCCACAUCGCCGAGACGGCCCUUUGGCUGCUAGAUGGAGGCGGAUCCAAACUUGACCAGGAACUGGUCCUCCCUUCACAGUCUUCAACCUCAGCUGGAGGUCUUUUGAAGGAGGUCGGUUUUGCCCAGAUAGCAGCAGCGAAGGGUGUGACUGUGGUGGUGACAACCCCAGUGGCCCAAGACGCCCACUUGAGGGCUCGGAUAGCAUUGGAUGUUCAUCACCUACAGGGUGAGGGGACUAACCGCUCGAAUCGCUGA
Molecule: messenger RNA, 561 nt
Organism: Perkinsus marinus ATCC 50983
Lineage: Eukaryota; Perkinsozoa; Perkinsida; Perkinsidae
Exons: 3
Coding region: 1-561 (186 amino acids)
Source: RefSeq, a predicted model, not a curated record